Helobdella robusta is the source of this 1473-nucleotide messenger RNA. RefSeq lists its product as hypothetical. NCBI's taxonomy places the organism in Eukaryota, Metazoa, Annelida, Clitellata, Rhynchobdellida, Glossiphoniidae. Gene Ontology annotation, cellular component: microtubule cytoskeleton. The record is from RefSeq and is a predicted model, not a curated record. Gene Ontology annotation, molecular function: ATP hydrolysis activity; ATP binding. The transcript is spliced from 15 exons. Bases 1 to 1473 code for a protein of 490 amino acids.
AUGGCGAGCAGACAAAGCGAAGAAACAGUUCUGAAGAUACAAAAAAUUCACCAGAAGGCUUCUUUCAAUUACCUCAACAAGGCUCUUGGUAUUGAUGAAAAUGGAAAAGAUGUUGCAGAUAAGAAGAAAGCAGUGGAGUUGUACAAGAAAGGGAUUGAGGAGCUACAGAAAGGAGUUAAUGUCAUUAUUCUGGGAGAAGGACCAGAUUUUGAAAGAGCUCGAGGAUUGAGGAGUAAGAUGCAGAACAAUCUCAUCAUGGCUCAGGAUAGGCUGCAAGUUUUGGGUGUGUCCAACGAGAUCAACAGGCAGACACCAACCACGAAAACUUCAUCCGCAACAAAAACAACAACAACAAACUUAAUCACGCCAACACCAUCGUUAUCAUCACCAUCGUCAUCGUCACCACGCGAGUUAAACUACAGAAAAUCUAAUUUCUAUACCCCCAGUGGCAAACAAGCUGGCGCAGGUGAUGAUGAUGAUGAUGGUGAUGCGAACAACAACCACCACAACCCCACCCCCAACUUGUCCUCCUUGAAGAACGUGGACAGGCAGCUGCUGAAUGUUAUUCUCAAUGAGAUCAUCGACUCUGGACCCGCUCUUAAGCUGUCUGAUGUCGCUGGUCAAGAAACUUCGAAGCAAGCCCUCCAUGAAAUUGUCAUUCUGCCCUCCUUGAGACCUGAGCUGUUCACCGGCCUGCGCACUCCAGCUCGUGGUCUCCUGCUGUUUGGACCGCCUGGGAACGGGAAGACGAUGCUGGCCAGGGCAGUGGCUCACGAGUCAAAGUGGACCUUCUUCAACAUCAGCUCAGCCAGCCUUACCUCGAAAUGGAUGGGCGAGGGUGAAAAGUUGGUGAGAGCUUUAUUUGCUGCUGCCAGACAUUUGCAACCGUCUGUCAUUUUUAUUGAUGAGAUAGACUCCUUACUGUGCGAAAGAAAAGAGAACGAACAUGAAGCCAGCAGAAGAAUUAAAACGCAGUUCAUGAUUGAGUUUCAAGGGAACGAAUCAUCGGGUCCAUCGCCCGAUCGACUUCUCGUCAUAGGAGCAACGAAUCGACCUUUUGAACUUGACGAUGCCGUUCUUCGACGAUUCCCGAAACGAAUAUUCGUCCCAAUGCCAGACCUCCAAACUCGCUUCCAACUUUUAGAGCGACUCCUGAGGCGACAGAACGAAAGUGGUGGUGGUAGUGGUGGCGGUAGUGGAUGGAAAAUGAGUCGAGAUGAUGUUAUGCAUGUAGCUAACCUUACAGAAGGGUACUCCUCCAGUGACCUGACCUCAUUGGCCAAGGACGCUGCCAUGGGACCAAUCAGAGAGCUGGAUUUGAACAGAGUCAAAAAUAUGAACGCCAACAAUCUACGAGACAUAGAGGUUCAAGAUUUCACGGAUUCCUUGAGGAGGAUCCGUCCCUCGGUGCCGCCAGAGACCACCCAGCAACUGCAGAGCUGGAACAAGAAGUAUGGAGAUGUCAGUCUGUGA